AUUUUUACUCGCACUUCUACUUUGUUUCCACUUCGCUCUUUCUUCCUCCCAUCUGCAUUCCUAUACUCCUCAACUUUACAUUUCGCUAGUCGAUUCAACAACUCGAUCCUAUUCCAGAUCCAUUGGCUAAUCACUCUCAUCAUCGAGACCACAUCAUCCUCUGUCCCCCUUGCUUCCUCGGGCGACAGUAGACCCCAGCGAACAGCAGACGAGUGACCCCAUCAUGAACAGAGAUCACUCGGAUAUCCGCAAGCAAAACGGCCAGUGGCAACCUCAGCAGCACUCUCCCUAUCUUCAGAACUCACAAUACCAGAGGCCGCCCCAUCCCUCGGCCUCCUCAUCCUCUAACUCUCCCUCGCUCUCCGGCCCCAAUCGCUCCAUCUCACCUCAGCCCUCCUCACCUGUCAGUCCCAGCAGCAUGCACAUCAAUACCAAACCAGGCGGAGGAUCUUCCUCGACUUCAUCCCUUCAGCGGUCAAACCCAUCCUCUCCCUCGGCAGGUUCAGCUGCAAAUGCCAUGGAAAUCGCAGCAAGACACUAUGAAGCCCUUCAGAAAUAUCUCCUCGCCCACAUCUUGAAAGAGAAACAUGGGGUGAGUGAACAGCGCAUUGCGGCAAGAGAAAAGCUAUCCAGACUACUGCAGAAUCAGCUUCAGGAUCUUUCGACCGAUGUCUAUGAUGAGCUGAAGCGUAGAACAGAUGGAAAUCAAACUCCUUUCUUGGCUGUCCGGGACGAAUUUCAUCCAAAGCGCAACCAAGCCCGCCAGAAACUAGCGACUCUCCCUCAAAAUCGAUUCAAGGACCUCGCAAGUGAUGUUUAUGUUCAACUGGAGCGCCAGUUUCCCAGUCUGCUCGAGAUGUACCCUCUACAAGCAUUGGAGGAAAAAGAAUAUCUCUCACAGCCUUCACAAGCUUCACAAUCUCAGCAGCAGGAUCGUCAGGAUCGCGAACCAGCAACGCCUGCCGUCCAUCAAUCCAGCGUCGUGCCCAAUGUUGCAACUUUUACUAUCCAGGACGGAUCCAGUAACGAGGAGGAGGAAGCAUAUUAUCGCUCGCCAGGUCAACAGCCCCCCACCCCCUCGGCAUUGGAUGGAAACGUCAACUUUGCGAGCCUAGACAGCCUUAUGGCAGAUCUCGGAAACAUCGUGAAGAAGGAUGACUCCAACCCGACAAAGGUUUCCAACAGUAAUGCUUCUAACAACAAAGGAUCAAGCUCGAAUGACGUGCUCCGACUACCUGCAAAGACGCCAGAACCGCAAGGUCCCUUGAGUGGCCUUGGUAUCAAUACUGGCUCACAACCAAACGAUCAGGUACAGCAAGAGUACGAGAUUCGUAUUCAGGCUCUAUGCAAACGACUCCAGCACUUGGAGAGUGAUGUCGGAGAUGCGGUGAAUCGCCCUGAGGGUUCCCGUCUUGCUCAGGUUGAGCGUCAGUUGGCUAAGCAGGUAGAGCUCUUCAACGAGCAGGUGUCUAAGGUCAGCAAGUUGCAAAUAGACUACAACAAGGUCUUAAACGACUAUCAUGCCCAGCUCGAGACCGUUGAUAUGGUGAAUCAGGAGGUCAAGGCGCUUAUAACAGAAAAUAAGGACUUGAGGCAGCGACAGUUGGAUGCUGAAGAGGAGCUCCAGCUUGCUUACAACAGAAUCAAGCAACUCGAGGACGAAAACAGCGAUUUGAAGGCGGAUCUUGAGGAAGCCGAUCGCAAUCAAAAGAGGACGCACGAUGAACCAGCAUCGAGGGCCAUCACAAAGGAAAGCGCACCGAGCACUACUGCACCUAUCACUCCGACGUCUGCCAACAACGUCCAUGUUAACGAUCAGUUGGGUAACCAUACGGACCAGCGGCUCUCGAUGGAUGAGCGGCACAAUGAGUCCUCGAAAAAUGACUGGAACAACGAUCGUCAGCAGGCUCGCGACAGCAUCAUGGUCAACCCCAGCUCGGCCGUUCACAAGGACAGUCUGGAUUCGUUCCGCAAUGCUGUAGAUGACCUAUUGUCAGCUGGAAGAUCUGAAACUUCGGCUUCGCUAUUGCUGGGCAUGAAGUCCGUUGUGAUCGCUUGCAAGGCUGUGACGGAGGAUGUUGAGGACUAUGAGCACGAGGAACCCAAUGAUGAUGGUUUUGUAGAGUUGAAGCAGGAGCUCUCAUCAGGACUGACGCAAUUGAUGACCGCCGCAAAGGUUCACUCGAAUGCCUUCAACGAGGAUGAGGAGGAGUUCGAAAGAACACUGAUAGAUCUGGAGACUGCGGCGGAUCAAUUGGAGGCCAUCGUCCUAGACAUUGUCAACGUUCCUAAGCGCGAUGGCAGUAGUAGGAACGCUGGACAUGAUGCCAAGGGGAAUAGCCAUCACCUUGCAGAUCGCGACCAUCGCGAUACCAAACAGGACCACGAUAGCAAGCACAGCGGACCCAAUGGUGACGGUGGUCAUGGCCAUAACAAUGACGAUGAGCCCAUGGCUGCGGUAGAGCUGAAGAUCUACUUGGAGACGCAGACCGUAUUGAUUGUUAACUCAAUUCAAACUUUGCUGACAUCGCUACGAUCUGCCUCAAAUUCCGGUGACAUAAGCGACGUCUCAGAUAAUAUCACUAUGCUAGUUGACCAGGUGAUUCGUCAGACGCGUAUGACAUUGGCAACACCUGCAGCUAUCGAGGGACCACAUGCGCUCGAGCUCGAAUCCCAGGGCGAAUUUGUGCUCGAGGACCUGGAGAGCUCGUUAGAUCAGUUGAUUGCGAUAAAGGUGCAACUGGAGAACGAUUCUGAGCUGGCCUGGUCGUCGUCUCCCGAUGCCAAGUCUGUGAAGCAAAAGAUGGCCAGCGCCAGCUUUGAUAUCGCAAAGUAUACAAAGGAGCUGGUCAGUUUGAUCAAGGGUUAGAGCCUUCGACAAUCGAGUACUAUGACACCUACGACCGCUUCUGGCAUCUCCACAAACCAUCAUCUACAGUACAGCUACAAGCAAUAACAUAACGACAAAGGCGCCAGACGAGGCGCAUUAAGCACUCAGGCACUCCAUUUAACGACAACACAACCAUCAGGACCUUAUCAUCCGAACACGUAUAGAGAUGCUGAAAACAUCUCAUUAUUUUUUAUGCUUUUACGAUUCCUGAUAGUCUUUUUUAUCUCAAUUUCAUUCGUUCUCUUUGACAUACAGCAUUCGCAUAAUAAAAAUCAAAGAUGGAUUAAACCAA
This is a messenger RNA of Gamsiella multidivaricata, 3182 nucleotides long. RefSeq lists its product as uncharacterized. Gene Ontology annotation, molecular function: MAP kinase scaffold activity. Bases 224 to 2869 code for a protein of 881 amino acids. The transcript has 8 exons. Gene Ontology annotation, cellular component: actomyosin contractile ring; cell cortex of growing cell tip. NCBI's taxonomy places the organism in Eukaryota, Fungi, Mortierellomycota, Mortierellomycetes, Mortierellales, Mortierellaceae. The record is from RefSeq and is a predicted model, not a curated record.